AUGCUACGUCGUCGUUACUGCAAUACUUGUUCUCGGAAACUAAGUUCUUUUCGUUGUUUGUAUUUCCCAGUUGGUUUUUGAAACUUCCCAUUGCAUCAAGCCACAACUAUAAGGUUUGUCCAAAUAGAAGAGAUUCUGUUAUCAUGGCUAAAUGGAUCUUGUUCUGCUAUUUGUUUGUAACAUUUGACCAUUUGUCAAGGGCACAAAAGUAUAAUAUCACCCAAAGUGGAAUUGCUGUGCUCAAUGGAUGUCUCACCCUUACGAUAACAAUACCUGAUAUGAAACGACCGGUGGUUUGGAAGUGCCGCAAUUAUAAAUAUGAAUGUGACAAGACAUGCGCUGAUGGCCCUGACUAUAAAGUGACACAGGAUGGAGAUACCUCCACGCUUUGGAUCAAAAAAGUAACUGAGAAAUGUUUGACUUGGAGAUUUGAUGAUGACAACCUUAAUGCUGCAGACAUUGAUUUGAAGAUAAAGAGUUUCUCAAGUGCAAACAUUUACAAGAUCACCCAAAGUGGAAUUGCUGUGCUCAAUAGAAACCUCACCCUUUCGAUAACAAUACCGAACAUGAAACGACCGGUGGUUGGAAGUGCCAGAAUUAUAAAUAUGAAUGUGACAAGACAUGCGCUGAUGGCCCUGACUAUAAAGUGACACAGGAUGGAGAUACCUCCAAGCUUUGGAUCAAAAAAGUAACUGAGAAAUGUUCGACUUGGAAAUUUGAUGAUGACAACCUUAAUAUUGGAAGAAUUGAUUUGGAGAUAAAGAAUCCGAAACCUAAACCUCAUGGACUAACUACACUUGAGAUUGUCGGAAUCAUUUUUGGCUCACUGAUCCUUGCUGCAAUCCUUGUUGGACUCGCUUAUUUCGGCUACAAAUAUUUUAAAAAUAACCAUUAGUAUAAGAAU
This is a messenger RNA of Octopus sinensis (East Asian common octopus), 904 nucleotides long. RefSeq lists its product as uncharacterized. The transcript is spliced from 8 exons. The record is from RefSeq and is a predicted model, not a curated record. NCBI's taxonomy places the organism in Eukaryota, Metazoa, Mollusca, Cephalopoda, Octopoda, Octopodidae. Bases 144 to 650 code for a protein of 168 amino acids.